AUGUCCGCCCAGAAUCUUAUCAUCACUGCCCCGACGGAUGACGAACGCGUCAAGACCUGGGCCGGGACGCAUCAGCUUUGGGGCGCGGCGCUCACCCUCGAGGACUAUCUGGAGAGGGAACGUCGCCAGCUCGACAUCCCCCUGGCGCGCAAUGGUGGCUUGACAAAUUGGAUUCUCACCGAGGCCGCGUCACCUGCAGGCGGGCCCCGUCCCAUCUUGUCGUCGUGCGAGACGCUCAAGAAAAAGGUUCUCGUGAAGGGCAAGGAUGGAAAGGUCACCGAGGGGACCGCCCAUGGGGUGGCCAGUGUCUUCACGCAGCCCGAGCAUCGAGGUAAAGGCUAUGCUUCCACUAUGAUGAGCCAGCUCUCAGAAACUCUGGCCGAUAAGGAAAAGGCGAGCGAGGGCUCGGCGAUCUGCUCUGUUCUCUGGUCAGACAUUGGCAAGAAAUUCUAUGCCCGGAGUGGAUGGCAGCCCUUUGACAGCAAUCACGUCGAGUUUCCGGCCCUCCAGACGCCGGCGACCACCCCUGAGAACAUCGAGAUCCUCGACAGCUUGGAGAGCCUGGCUCCUCUGGUAGAAGCUGACGAGGCCAUCCUCCGGGCCCGCUUCGACUCGGCAACACAGGGUUCCAAGAUCCAGGUCGCGCUGCUGCCCUUCUUGGAUCAGAUUCACUGGCAUCUUCUCCGCGAACGCUUCGUCUCGCAAUCCUUGUUUCCUGAGAGACCUGUCUCGCCCGGUCACGGUGCCAUUUUUACUUCCCCUGCGACUGCGAAGAGGGUCUGGUCCCUCUGGACGAGGAGCUACUCUGGCACAGUAGACCAGCCAGAGAAGAAUACUCUAUACCUUCUACGCUUGGUGGUCGAGGAUGGCAUCACUGAUGCUGAACUGGAGACUGCCCUCCAGGGUAUCACGGACAUUGCAAGGAGUCUCGCCGGCCAGUGGGCAUGUGGCAAGGUCGAGAUGUGGAAUCCCGACGAGAAGACCAAGGCCGCCGCCCAAGCACUAGGAGGAAAGUACAUCAGCCGGGAAGAGGGCAGUCUACCGGCCCUGAACUGGUUUGGAAAGGGGCCUGCCGAAGACCUCGAAUGGAUUUGGAGCGAAAAGUACGCAUGGUGCUGA
Emericellopsis atlantica is the source of this 1119-nucleotide messenger RNA. RefSeq lists its product as uncharacterized. NCBI's taxonomy places the organism in Eukaryota, Fungi, Ascomycota, Sordariomycetes, Hypocreales, Bionectriaceae. The record is from RefSeq and is a predicted model, not a curated record. Bases 1 to 1119 code for a protein of 372 amino acids. The transcript has a single exon.